Molecule: messenger RNA, 1221 nt
Organism: Gilbertella persicaria
Lineage: Eukaryota; Fungi; Mucoromycota; Mucoromycetes; Mucorales; Choanephoraceae
Exons: 2
Coding region: 47-1093 (348 amino acids)
Source: RefSeq, a predicted model, not a curated record
UUUUUUUUUUCGAAACCAAAUUUUUUUUUAAUAUAUAUGAACUCAUAUGAGCCACACUCCUCCUUCUCAUAAAACACAUGCAAGACAAAUAUCAUUACCUACAGUCUAUGAAGAUAAUGACCCUUAUAGAAUCGUGAAGAAAAGUCCCCGUAUAGCUAAUUCCGACCAUAGUUCAGAUUUUGAUGCUGUUCAUUCCCGUACAGCUUCAGACAGUAGUACGAGCCGACUUUAUCCUCUUGCACCCGAUUAUGAGGAUCCAUACGCAAAAGCACAUAAAAAAUAUCGCCAUAUAAGCGAUAGAGCCAACUCAUAUUUACCUUAUUCACAUCAUUUAAGAGACCCUAACCAGAAAACAGAACCUAUUCAUCUUCAAGAAGAAGACUAUAUAGCACCCCCAUUAUCCCUAGGGGUAGGUUCUAUGCUGCAGGAUAAUAUUACCGAUCAAAUCAAUAUGAACAGACGACCUUCUCAAGCCCCUCAUGCACCCUAUACAGAUAAAAUACUACCUGUGGAUAUCAAACGACGUAAAAAGAAGCGUUGUUGUGGAAUGCGAUACAGAACAGUGGCUUUUUUGAGUCUGCUGGCAGUAGCAGUGAUUGUAGUCGUCUGGUUCUUUGUUUGGCCUCGUGUACCUUCUCUCUCUGUGGAAGAUGUGGAUAAUGUGGGUACAUUACAAGUAGUGACAAAUACGACCAAGAUGAGUUUAUCUACCCAAUGGCAACUUAACAUCACAGCAGAUAAUUCAGACAAUUGGGUUCCUACUCGUAUUUCUUCCAUUGAUGUGACGAUUGUGGAUGAUUCUACUCAACUUGCUUUUGGCGCUGGUUCUACUGGCAGUCUUGUACUCAGCCCUCGAAAGAAAUCAGCCAUUGCCAUACCUAUGGACAUUCACUAUGAAACGACUUUGACCAAUGACACUACAUUUCAAGACCUUUAUAAUGCGUGUGGUGUUCAAGUCACGUCAAGUAUGCCUUUUGAAAAUCAACAGGAUGUCUUGAAUGUUACACUACAUGUCACUUUUCAUAUUGCUGGUAUUGUUUGGUCCCCUAUGCGAGAUAUACCUAUCCAUGGCCUUAUAUGUCCUACCAAUUAGUAUAUAUACCCUUCUUUGUAAUAUAAUAGAAUAUGAUUGGCUUUUGAUAAGAUACAUGAAAGCGGGUAAACGAAUUACCUUGUCAUGACGCCCUUUUCUUUUUCCUUUUUUUUUUUUUUUUUUUUUUU